UUUACAACCCAAAAUUAUACAUUAACUUAUAUUCAGCAUUAUUAUGAUGAAAAUGUAAUCCCUAACACUGGUCUUUCAGCCUUAGAGUAUCUCUACGCAUGCAGAGAGAAAAGAAGAUAAACAUCUGUGGAUCUAAGCAGUAAUCUGAAAAAACAAGAAGGGCUGAGAUAGGUAGAGUUAUUUGAGGAGCAAUUCAUAUUUAAAGGAUGCAGAGUGGGUAAACAGUGUGGAGAUGAUGGAUUGGGUCAAGACUGUUUGUUUAGUGCUCUGGGCUUUCACAUUCAGCUCAGUAGCAGAUAAUUUAAAAGAGCAAGCCCUGAAACUGAUGGCUGACACUCCACUUAUAGAUGGGCACAAUGACCUUCCCUGGCAGAUGAGGAGCUUGUUUAAUAAUCAGCUCAACAUGGUGGACUUGUACAAACUAAACACCACACACACCAACAUCCCAAAAAUCAAAGAAGGGCGCCUCUCAGCACAGUUCUGGGCAGCUUAUGUACCAUGUGAUACCCAGUACAAAGACGCAGUCAGACAGACCUUGGAGCAGAUUGAUGUAAUCCACAGGAUGUGUCACGAAUACCCAGAAGUGUUCAAAUUUGCUGCUAGCAGUCAAGAUAUAUUGGACGCCUUUGAACAGAAUAAGACAGCGAGUCUGAUUGGGGUAGAAGGUGGACAUUCAAUUGACAGCAGUUUGGGUACUCUGCGCACUAUGUACCAACUGGGUGUCCGCUACCUCACUAUCACACAUAGCUGCAACACACCAUGGGCAGACAACUGGCUGGUGGACACAGGAUCUGAGCCUGAAGUGCAUGGCGGUUUGUCUGAGUUUGGCAAGCAAGUGAUCUGGGAAAUGAACCGCAUUGGAAUGCUGAUUGACCUGUCUCAUGUGUCUGAGAAGGUCAUGAAUCAGGUGCUGGAUAUCUCUAAAUCUCCUGUUAUCUUCAGCCACUCUUCUGCCUACAGCAUCUGUAAUCACAAGAGAAACGUUCCUGAUGAUGUUCUCAUGAGAGUGAAAGAAAAGAGAGGGAUUGUCAUGGUUAAUUUUUAUAAUGACUACGUAACAUGCAAACAAGCUGCUAACAUCUCAGAUGUUGCUGGUGAGUCCUUUUGA
Sinocyclocheilus grahami is the source of this 1108-nucleotide messenger RNA. RefSeq names its product dipeptidase 1 (gene dpep1). Bases 233 to 1108 code for a protein of 291 amino acids. Gene Ontology annotation, biological process: proteolysis. The transcript has 7 exons. The record is from RefSeq and is a predicted model, not a curated record. NCBI's taxonomy places the organism in Eukaryota, Metazoa, Chordata, Actinopteri, Cypriniformes, Cyprinidae. Gene Ontology annotation, molecular function: metallodipeptidase activity.